AUGGCAGUAAUCAAGCGUGCAGUCGCGGUAGCAGUGCUGUUGUCUGGUGCCUCUGCCCUCCCCAGGCAGACAAAGCCAUACGUGAAGAGACAGGACCUGCCGCCUGCGGAUGAACGAGCACAAGGUGUUGUCGACACCUUCAGAACCGCUUGGGAAGGGUACUACCAAUAUGCAUUCCCAAAUGACGAGCUCAAGCCAGUUACGAACGGGUUCAGUAACUCACGAAACCAAUGGGGAGCAUCCGCUGUGGAUGCGUUGAGUACAGCUUUGGUCAUGCAGCAGAAGGACAUCGUCAAUCAGAUCAUUGACUAUAUCCCGACUAUCGACUAUUAUGAAACCCCGUCAGAGGUUUCCUUGUUUGAGACGACAAUUCGAUACCUGGCUGGAAUGAUCUCAGGCUACGACUUCUUGAGUGGACCUCUGGCCGAUCUCGCCGAUAACAAGACAAAUGUGGAUGCCCUGCUCGAGCAGUCCAAGAACUUAGCCAACGCACUAUCUUACGCCUUCGACACCCCCUCGGGCGUUCCGUACAACAAUCUCGACUUCAGUACACGCAGCAACGACGGAUCCAACAACGGGCUUGCCACCGUCGGCACUCUAGUCUUGGAAUGGGUCCGUCUCGCCGAUCUCACUGGCAACACGACCUACGGCGAGCUUGCCGAGAAAGGCGAAUCAUACCUUCUCAAUCCUAAGCCCGCCUCAAGCGAGCCCUGGCCGGGACUAGUAGGCUCAAGCAUCGACCCGAAGACAGGCGAGUUCACAGAUGCCAGCGGUGGUUGGACCGGCGGCACAGACUCCUUCUAUGAGUACCUCAUCAAGAUGUACGUCUACGACCCUACACGGUACAGCACCUACCUCGACCGCUGGGUCCUCGCCGUCGACUCCUCAAUCGCGCACCUCGCCUCGCACCCCACGCCCCGCCCCGACAUCACCUGGCUCGCCAUCUACAACGGGCAAAACAUUACCAAGAUCUCGCAGCACCUCGCCUGCUUCGACGGCGGCAACUUCAUCCUCGGAGGACAGGUCAUGGGCAAGCAGGAGUACAUCGACUUCGGCCUCGAGCUCGUCAACGGCUGCCACGAGACGUACAUCCAGACCGCCACGCGCAUCGGCCCGGAGACCUUCGGCUGGGACGACGCCAGCGUGCCCACCAACCAAUCCGCCUUCUUCAACAAGACGGGCUUCUACAUCCGCGACGGCGGCUACCAGCUACGCCCCGAGGUCAUCGAGUCGUACUACUACGCGUACCGCGCGACGGGCGACGAGAAGUACCAGGAGUGGGCGUGGGAUGCGUUCACAGCCAUCAACGCGACUACGCGGGUGGGAUCGGGCUAUUCCAGCAUCAGCAACGUGAAUGUUGCGGGUGGAGGAGGGUUUACGGAUUUCCAAGAGAGCUUCUGGUUCGCCGAGGUGCUGAAGUAUAGUUAUCUGAUUCAUGCGCCCGAGGCGGAGUGGCAGGUGGGCAAGGACGGGAAGAAUGCUUGGGUGUUUAAUACGGAGGCGCAUCCGUUUAAGGUUUUUGGUGGGGACGAGUCGUGA
Didymosphaeria variabile is the source of this 1539-nucleotide messenger RNA. It is a transcript of the gene mns1B, whose product is annotated as Mannosyl-oligosaccharide alpha-1,2-mannosidase 1B. The record is from RefSeq and is a predicted model, not a curated record. NCBI's taxonomy places the organism in Eukaryota, Fungi, Ascomycota, Dothideomycetes, Pleosporales, Didymosphaeriaceae. Gene Ontology annotation, molecular function: calcium ion binding; mannosyl-oligosaccharide 1,2-alpha-mannosidase activity. Bases 1 to 1539 code for a protein of 512 amino acids. Gene Ontology annotation, biological process: carbohydrate metabolic process; N-glycan processing. The transcript has 3 exons. Gene Ontology annotation, cellular component: endoplasmic reticulum; Golgi membrane.